This is a messenger RNA of Pseudophryne corroboree (corroboree frog), 1709 nucleotides long. It is a transcript of the gene NSUN5, whose product is annotated as NOP2/Sun RNA methyltransferase 5. The transcript is spliced from 10 exons. Gene Ontology annotation, cellular component: nucleolus. The record is from RefSeq and is a predicted model, not a curated record. Gene Ontology annotation, molecular function: RNA methyltransferase activity. Gene Ontology annotation, biological process: rRNA base methylation. Bases 130 to 1611 code for a protein of 493 amino acids. Lineage: Eukaryota; Metazoa; Chordata; Amphibia; Anura; Myobatrachidae.
AGCAAGCUUGCUGCUGGCGUCGUAAAGCGUGCACAGCACAGCAGUAGCUACAGCAACAUGGCGGCUGCGGAGUGUCCGGGAGAGGAGACACGUGUGUGAUAGUGAGCAGCAGCCCCGGGACUCUUUAUCAUGUCCCUGUACCAGACUGCCGCUUUUAUCCUGGAUAAGCUGGAGAGGAAGGAGGGGGCUGUAAAGACCCUCGUAUAUGACAGUGGCUUUAAGAAUGUACGUCAGCUGUAUGCUCUGCUGUGCGAGACCCUGCGUUAUUCUUUACUGCUUAAAGAGAUCAUCAACAGUUCACAAUUGCUGCGAGGGCCGAAAAAGUUGCCUCUAAACUUGGCUAAGGUGCUGGUGUAUGACUUGCUGUUUGGAAAAGGGCUGCAGUGUGGGGGCCGAUGGAAGGCAACCGUCCUGGCUCACCGGGCGCGGCUACAAGCUGAGCUUGCAAAGCUAAAAGUCAAGAAGAAGGUCAGCAGCAACAAAGACCUGGUGACCUCUAUGGGAGGCACAGCUGAUGACCCUGUGGUGCCACGUUAUGUGCGGGUGAACACAUUGAAGUCCUCCAUGGCGGACGUCCUCACUUAUUUUAAACGCAAAGGUUAUACCUACCUGGGGAAAGCACGUAGUAUACAAGAGCUGGUCGAUUUUGGACAAAAAUCCGGGAAGAGGUUCCUUCAGGAUCUUCAUGUCCCCAACCUGCUGGUUUUUCCUCCAAAUACAGACUUCCACAAGGACUCCUUAUACACCUCUGGUCAUCUCAUACUGCAGGACAAGGCGAGUUGCCUCCCUGCAUUACUGUUGGAUCCUCCUGUUGGUUCAUGUGUAAUUGAUGCUUGUGCUGCCCCAGGAAACAAGACAAGCCAGCUAGCUGCCAUUUUACAGAAUAAGGGAAAAGUAUUUGCCUUUGACCUGGACACCAAACGUUUGGCUACUAUGAGUACCCUGCUGCUGCGGGCUGGAGUCACGUGCCAAGAACUUGCCAACCAGGACUUCCUUACUGUCAGUCCAAGUGACCCAAAAUACCAGAAAGUCCGUCACAUCUUAGUGGACCCGUCAUGCAGCGGGUCAGGCAUGCCAGACCGGAUGAAAGUCCUCACAGAUGAGGCGGAGCCUGAGCAGGGAGAGCGGAUGCAGGCCUUGUCAGCUUUUCAAAGACGCGCUGUAUCCCAUGCCCUACGCUUCCCCUCUGUCCAGUAUGUUGUCUACUCCACCUGCUCAGUACACCAGCAGGAAAAUGAGGAUGUGGUGAAGGGCAUUCUGGAUGAACACCCCGACUUCAGAUUGGUCAACGUCCUCCCCACGUGGCCAGUGCGAGGGCUGAACACGUUCUCUGGGUCAGACUGUUGUCUUCGGGCCUCUUUCUCAGAAACUUUAACAAAUGGAUUUUUUGUUGCACUCUUUCAGCGCAAGAGCAAGGAGGACGACAGUGCUAUGACAUCAGAAGAACAGAGUUCUGCAAAUUUGCACCAACUAAAUGCCACAAAUGAAAAAAAGGAAAAUGACAGAACAAAUCCCAAAAGGAAAGCGGACGCUCUCAUCCAAGAUUGCACGAGCCACACAAAGAAGCCCCGUAAGAAGAAGAAGAAGAAACGCAAGAUAGACCAGUCCUAAUUUAAUAAAUACAUGCAACUCUCUGUGCAUAUCAUUUUCUGUAAAUUUUUGAGGAAAAAAAAAAGUAAGGCUAAAUUUAUAAAACAUACAAAACCCUC